This is a messenger RNA of Sorex fumeus (smoky shrew), 2052 nucleotides long. RefSeq names its product GPRIN family member 3 (gene GPRIN3). The coding region runs from base 1 to 2052 and encodes 683 amino acids. Gene Ontology annotation, cellular component: plasma membrane. Gene Ontology annotation, biological process: neuron projection development. Lineage: Eukaryota; Metazoa; Chordata; Mammalia; Eulipotyphla; Soricidae. The transcript has a single exon. The record is from RefSeq and is a predicted model, not a curated record.
AUGGGGACUGUCCCCGACGCUCUGAGAACAGCUAAAGCAUCUCUGAUCGCCGCGUCCAGCACAGACGACGUUCUGGGGGCACCGCGGUUCCAGCCCCCCACAGCCCUGGUGCCAGGGCGCGGCGCCAAUGGCCUUCCCGGCGCUCCUGCAGAGCCCGCGCUCGGCCCGGCGCCGGCUGCGGGGGUCCUGAUGCAGGCCUGCGAGCAUGAGCAUCCCCAGCCGGGCAUGUCCUCUGCAGUCCUGCAGGAGUUGGAGAAGGCGUCACCCACGCUCAGCUCGCCCGCCGGGUCCCCCGCGCUCAGCCCCCGCUGCCGCACGUCUCGGACGGACCCUGCACAGCCCCUCGAGCGCAUCAUGCCAGCCGCCGACCAGCACGCGCCCCGGCCCAGCCCCGGGGAGAGGACCCGCACCCUGGAGGAGCCUGAGGUCGCCCAGGGCGGCGAUCAGAGACCCUCAGAGGGAGAGCCACGUGCAGAGCCCCGCUGUCCAGGGAUCGACGGCGGGGACAGCGGAAAAGAGCCAGGCCAGUGCGAAGUUCCCGCCAGGGCAUCCAACCAGGACAUAGCGCAGGAGGUGGAGGCCCUGGCCGGCCACCCUCCUGUCCCCUGUGCGUCAGGGGGAAGCCUCGGGGAGCAGCUGGGGGCCACCUGCGACUCCCAGUCCGCGUCCUGUGACCCCUCGAGCCGGGGACAUGGGUGUCCGGCCAGCGCUGAGCCCCCGGCCCUGCCCGCCGACCCUCCCCAGCGCGCUCCCCUCGCUGGCGCAUCCUCGAGGCCGCCAGACCCCGCGCCCGAGCCGCCGGGGUCAAGGUUCAAAGAGGCCAGCACGAUGACCACCCAGGAGGGCAGUGAGCUCGGGGCCUGGCCCGGCCCGGCGCGGCGGGACGCGGAGGUGCAGGCGGUGGCCAGCGUGGAGAGCCGGGCCGUGUGCACCAGCCCGGGCAUCCCCCCGGCCGCGGCCGGGGCAGGUGCCGCCCCCCGCCCCCCAGACCCCCGAGAAGAGCCCCCCGAGGAGCUUCGUGUGGUCUGCCACGGCGCCGGGGACAGUGUCCACGCGCUGGAACUGUGCGACAGUGCGCAGACCGCCGGGGUCUCAGGGGAGCCGCCGCCCCCUGCACAGAAGCAGGGAUCCCCCCUGGCUACUCAGGACUCGGGCCAGGAAGACAGGGGGUCGGAGGGAACGGGCCCCCAGCAACUGGCAGGCGGGGGGACUGGGUCCCUGGCAUCAAGCUCCCCGGACGGGGCUGCCCAGGGCGCGCAGGGAGCAGCCGGCACGAAGCCGAGCGCCCAGCAGGGGAGUGGGCGCGUGGGGACCAACGCCAAAGGCCACCCCGCAGGCCCCGACUGCGACAGCUCCCAGCCGGGGGUCUCAGCCAGCCCAGGGGACCAGCGUGGACCCCCGGAGCCCGUGGCGAAAGAGAAAACCCCCGGACGGGGGCAGCAGGAGGAGCCGUCGGGGACAGUUGGCACGGUGGGCGCAGCGGGGACGCAGCCCCCGAGCGGUCAGCUGCGGCCGGGAGCCCCCGAGAGCGGGUCAGCGUCCAGCGCCCACCCGUCCCCCGCCGCGGCGGCGCGCCUGAGCCUGCCCGCCGACGGCGCGGGCCCCGCCAGCCCCGGUUCCUCGGGGGAGCGCACCCCGGGGCGCACGGUCCGCGCCAGCCCGCGCCGCGCCAGCCGCGUGAGCGAGUUCCUGCGGGAGCACCGGGCAGGCCUGGCGGGCGACAGGAGGAAGCAGCCCGAGCCCCGGGCGCAGGCCAAGGCGUCCAAGCGCGUGCGGGACGUGGUGUGGGACGAGCAGGGCAUGACCUGGGAGGUGUACGGCGCGUCCCUGGACCCCGAGUCCCUGGGCGUCGCCAUCCAGAACCACCUGCAGCGCCAGAUCCGCGAGCACGAGCGGCUGCGGCAGGCGCACGGCCGCCGCUCGGUGUCCUCGGACACGUCCUCGCAGAAGAAGCUCAAAGGCCGGCAGCACGGCGUCCUCCAGGCGCUUCUGCAAAACCUCCGACGCCCCAACUGCUGCGUGCGCCCCGCGCCCUCCUCCGUGCUGGACUGA